Molecule: messenger RNA, 7176 nt
Organism: Vicia villosa (hairy vetch)
Lineage: Eukaryota; Viridiplantae; Streptophyta; Magnoliopsida; Fabales; Fabaceae
Product: putative disease resistance RPP13-like protein 1
Exons: 2
Coding region: 2327-6274 (1315 amino acids)
Biological process (GO): defense response to other organism
Molecular function (GO): ADP binding
Source: RefSeq, a predicted model, not a curated record
AGGCCCAAGCGAAACCUUUUACCUCACUCUCUCUUUUCUCUUCGAUGUUAACCAUCACCGGAAAUCGUCCCGCCGUGCCGGAGGUGGCGGGACACUACAAAAUCCAACAUUUUGACUACGAAUACAAAUCUCUCUUCUCCCUCUAUCUAAACCCCAUGCUCAUUUUUUCAAUAAAGCUUAAAAACCCACCUUAAUCUUGCUUUUUUCAAUGAAACCCUAAGGCUAAGCUCUACUUCUUUCAGAGCUUUGAUGAUAAGCUCUGAAGAAGCUGGUGAUGGAGCUUUAGAGUGAUUUUCGUGAGGGUUUCGGAAUUGAAUUUGGCAGGGGUUCUUUAGGGUGAAAUUGCCUCAUGAUGAAGGAAGAGAUGUAAGGUUUUUAUAGGUGUAGGUUAUAGAAUUUGGGAGGGAAAUUCUGUUAAGUAUCAUGGAUUUGAGGCCCUAGGAUCCGAGGCUAGGGUUUAAUCAAUGGUUGAGAGUAGUUGAUAAGAAUUAGUUAUGGAUUGUGUUUGUUUAGAAUGAGAUUUCAAGUGGUUUGUUUGUGUUUCUUUUGUGCUAAGUUUAGUGGAAAAAGUGAAAUGUAGGUGUGUUAGUUUAUGUCUCAAGAGUUAGAUAGGGUUUGAAUUUGAUUUGGGAGGGAAAAAACUAAUUAGGGGCAUUUGAGGUAUUUAGCUAGGACACGUGGCAGUUGUAGGUUAAAUGGUUAGUUAGUUUGUUAGCAAUGGUUAGAGAGUUUGUUAUAGGUGGUUUAGAGUACAAGUUAGUUAGAGUGUUAAUUGGUUAGAAUGGGUUUAGAGGCUUGGUGAACAAGUUAGUUACUAACUUGAGGUAUAGGUUAGAUGUAAGUUGGAAGUUCUGUUGAGUUAAGUUAGUAUAGUGUUAGGAUGGUUUAGUACUUAGGUUAAUUGAAUUGAAGGUAAGAAGUGAAUAAAAACAGUUAGUAGUUGAAAGUGUAUGAUGUGGAUGAUUGGCUUAUGAUGUUGAAAGUGUAUUGGCUUGAUGAUAUCUUGGCUUAUGUAGAUUUGUUUUUACAUGUAUGUAUUGUGAUUGAAUUAUGGGAUCAGUAUGUGUGUGUUUUUUAAUGAUCUUACAUGAUGAAAUGCUUGGUCUUGUUUCUUGCACUGUUAUGGAAUGCAUAGUGAGUUAUGUAGAUUUUUUCGGAAUGUGUAUGAACCAUAACAUGCUGUUUUGCUUGAGCUGAAAGUGGUAUGAUAGAAAUCAUGCAUUGCCUUGAUGCAUUAGUAUGGAUGCAUGCACGGAGGGACUGAAUACAUAUGCAUAGCUUGCGUCAUGUUUCAUUUGCUUUGUAGGUUUGUGUACUGCAUGCAUACUGAUGUGGAUCAAGCUGUCUUGAUGUGCUUUGCGUUGGCAUUUUGAAUAUACUUGUUAAACCUGCUAUGCUGAGAAUGAAGUGUAUAUUGGGAUGCAUUGAUUGUUUUGUUCUUGAACAUGCUUAUGAGCUGAUAUGCACAACUGAACAUGUAUGUCAUUAUGGAUUUGCCAUAUGGACUGGAUAUUUCUAAACUGAUGGAUUGGUAUUGAAUGCCUUCCAUUGAUUUUGUUUUGUUUAGAAUAACUGAGAGGUGUAUGCUAAACUAUCCUAAACAUGUUGUAGAUGUUUGCAUCUUUUUUUGGUUUGCACAUGGUUCAUUCUCUUGGUCAUAGCAUAAUGAAAGAAGUGUGCUGGCUGGAUUAUGUUGGACUGAGCAUUUUCCUUGUUGGCAGGUUUUGAAACAUGGUGCAUGAAGUCAUGGCAUGAGAUUUUGGAUGUAUGGCCUUAAAACCAUUAAACAUGAUGAAUUGAUGAAGAUCGUGGCGAAGUGCAAUGCUUGAAGGCAUGAGGGGAAAUAGGUUUUUAAAAAAAAAUGAAAUAUAUCUUUUAUCAAUAUCAAUUAUUUAUAUUUCACAUAUAUAUAAUUAUUUUAUGAGUAAAUAAAUUAAGACAUUAACUUUUCCAUUUCUUUUAUUAUACACUACAAAAAAGAAAUGAUUGGACCUAUAUAAUUUGUACAUUCUACACUGUCCCUACACGUUUUUUCAUUAUAUAAACUAAAGUAGAACCAUAUGCUUAAGAAAGAAGCAUUCUAAUAUUUAAAACAACAUAAUUAUUUCAUUACAGCUAGUAGUAGUCUUUGCUUUCAUGCUCACUUUUCACAAUCACGUCCCACCAUAUUGUUAUAUGGACCAUACAUUGCACUAAUAUCAAUUAUUGAAUCAAUAUUCCAUAUAUACAUUGCUUUACUAUUAUUACCACUGCCAACCAUUCACACAUCAGUCUUUACUAUCCAUUCACAUAGAUCUUCAUUUCCUUCAAACUUUUGUUAAUCAACAUGGCUGCAACUAUGAUUGGAAGUGCUUUCCUCUCAGCAACUGUUCAAACCUUAGUUGAGAAACUUGCUUCUAAAGAGUUUCUUGAUUACUUCAAAAACACCAAGCUCGAUGACUCACUCUUGGAACAGUUAAGAGCACCACUACUCACUCUUAAUGUUGUGCUAGAUGCUGCAGAGGAGAAGCAGAUCAACACUCCUUCUGUCAAAGACUGGCUUGACGGCUUGAAAGAUGCUGUCUACGAUGCUGAAGAUCUGCUCAACCAAAUCAGCUAUGAUUCCCUUCGAUGCAAGAUGGAGAACACGCAACCUGCAAGCAAAACUAAACAGGUCUGGAACUUCUUUUUUUCUCCUGCAAAUAACUAUGAAGAGAUCAAUUCCCAAAUGAAAAUAAUAUGCUUAAACUUGAAACAUUUUGCUGAAAAUAAAGAUAUCAUUAGCUUGCAAACUAAAAGUGUCAGAGUUUCUCAUAGAACACCUUCCAGUCCUAUGUUCGAUGAAUCUGUCAUGGUUGGUAGGAAAGAUGGCCAAGAGAAAGUAACAAACAUGUUGCUAUCAGAAAGCAAUACUAAUAUAGGCGUAGUUGCAAUUCUAGGCAUGGGAGGUGUCGGAAAAACAACACUUGCACAACUUGCUUGCAAUGAUGAAAAUGUUCAAAAGCACUUUGAUCUCACAGCAUGGGCUUGUGUAUCAGAAGAUUUUGAUGUUUUUAGAGUAACCAAAACUCUCCUUGAAUCUGUCACUAAAUCACCAUGGGAAACCACUAAUCUCGAUUUACUUCGACUUGAGUUAAAGAAAAAUUUGAGGGACAAAAGAUUCUUCAUUGUGUUGGAUGACUUAUGGAAUGACAGUUGUUCUGAUUGGGAAGAUCUUGUAUCUCAGUUGAUUUAUGGAAAAAAUGGAAGCAGAGUGAUCAUCACCACACGCCACAAAAAAGUGGCAGAUGCUGCACGCACAUUUCCUAUUUUUGAAUUAGAUCCUCUAUCAGAUGAAGACAAUUGGUCUUUACUCUCCAAACGUGCAUUUGGAAGUGGAGACUUUUCUGAAACUCAAAAGCGAAAUGUAGAAGCAAUAGGAAGGAAGAUUGCAAGAAAGUGUGGUGGAUUGCCAAUUGCUGCGAAAUCACUUGGAGGACUAUUGCGUUCGAAAGUAGAUCCUGAAGAGUGGAUUGAAGUUCUGAACAACGACAUAUGGAACUUAAAGGAUGAUAAUAUUCUGCCUGCAUUGCGCUUGAGUUAUCAAUAUCUUUCCUCUCAAUUGAAAAGAUGUUUUUCCUAUUGCUCUAUUUUUCCAAAGGACUAUCCACUUGAUAGGAAGCAAUUGGUUUUGUUGUGGAUGGCAGAAGGCUUCCUUGAUCAUUCUCAAGACAAAAAAACCAUGGAAGAAGUAGGUGAUGAAUGUUUUACUGAAUUGUUAUCCAGAUCAUUGAUUCAACAAUUGCAUAAUGAUUCUAGUGGACAGAAAUUUGUCCUGCAUGACCUUGUUAAUGAUUUAGCUACGGUCGUAUCUGAAAAAUGUUGUUACAGACUUGAAUUUGGUGCUAAGAGCUCUGAAACUGUUCGCCACUUGUCAUAUAUUAAAAAAAGAUAUGACAUUUUCAAGAAGUUUAAGACUUUUGACAAAUUCAAACGCUUGAGAAGCUUCCUUGGCUUUGACCCUGGAUGGGCAUCAAAUAAUUUAUCAAGAAAGGUGGUCGAAGAUUUGCUACCCACAUUUGGAAGGUUGCGUGUGUUAUCGUUAUCAAAAUAUAGAAACAUCACCAUGCUACCCAUUACAAUUGGCAAUUUAGUGCAGUUGCGCUAUCUAGAUCUCUCUUACACGAAUAUCGCAAGCUUGCCUGGCACCAUAUGCAAUCUCUAUUACUUGCAAACCUUGAUUUUAUCUUGCUGCUCAAAACUCACAGAAUUGCCUGAACAUGUUGGAAAAUUAAGUAAUUUGCGUCAUCUUUAUAUUGAUAGGACAAGCAUAUCAGAGAUGCCGAAGCAAAUUGCUGAACUAGAAAACCUUCAAACUCUAACUCUUUUUGUAGUAGGCAAGAAACAUAUUGGUUUAAGUGUUAGAGAGCUUGGGAAGUUUCCUAAGCUACGGGGAAAGUUACUCAUCAAGAACCUGCAAAAUGUCAAUGAUGUCAUGGAGGUAAGUGGUACCAACUUGAAGAGCAAAGAACAUAUUGAGGAAUUGACGCUAGAGUGGGGCAAGGAAACUGAUGACACACUUAAUGAAAAAAAUGUGCUUGAUAUGUUAGAACCAUCUACAAAGCUAGAGAAACUGAGCAUUGUAUCAUAUGGUGGGACAAGUUUUCCCAGUUGGUUUGGCGAUCCUUCUUUUUCUAACAUGGUGUCCCUCAGCAUUAGUAAUUGUGAGAAUUGCACGACACUUCCAUCACUAGGGCAGCUACCUUCUCUCAAGGACUUGCAAAUUAAUAGAAUGACAAUUUUGGAGACAAUUGGGCAGCAGUUCUAUGGCAUGGCAGCAGGAGGUUCCAGUUCUUCGUUCCAACCAUUUCAAGCCCUUGAGAAUUUGGAGUUUUUGUUCAUGGAAAAUUGGAAGGAAUGGUGUCCUUUUCCAGACAACAUGUUUCCUUUUCCUUGUCUGAAAACUCUGAAGUUAUACAACUGUCCCAAAUUGAAGGGACAUUUACCUAGUCAUCUUCCUUCCUUAGAAGAGAUUGAAAUAUAUAAUUGUGAUCAUCUCUUGGCAACACCACCUACUCAACAUUGGCUCUCCUCAAUAAAAAAGAUUCUUAUUGUGAAAGAUUCAGAUUCAAUAAGCAAUACUGUAAGGAACCAAUACUCAUUGCUCGAGAGCGAUUCUCCAUGUCUGCUGCAAACAAUACACAUAUGGAGCAGUCAUAUGCUAAAAUCUGUACCUAAAAUGAUUUUAAACAGCACUUGUCUUCGAGAAUUGGAUCUCAAUCAUAUUAGUUCUCUCACUACGAUUCCAACAAAUGGUUUACCCACUUCUUUGCAAUCACUUCGUAUUCAAAAAUGUGAGAACUUAACAUUCCUUCCUCCUGAAAUGUGGAGCAAUUACACAUCCCUUGUGACUCUUAGAUUAGACUACUGCAAUUCAAUUACCUCCGUCCCAUUGAAUUGUUUUCCUAUGCUCCAAAAUUUUUCCAUCUAUGAUUGCAACAGUUUGGAAUCUAUUUUUAUUUCAGAAACUUUGCCUUGUAGCUCGUCAGCCCUCAAAUCUUUUCAUGUCAAUUCUUGCGAGGAACUUAGAUCACUUCCUCAACAGAUGGACACCCUCACCGCUCUUGAAUCGUUAUCUCUAACGAAUCUUCCAAAUCUGAAUUUAUCAUUAUGUGAAGGAGCUUUCCUACCUCCCAAUUUACAAUCAAUUGGUGUUAAAUCUGUGAGAGUAACAAAGCCAGUAGCAGAGUGGGGUCUCCAAGGCCUUACUUCCGUGUCAUCAAUGAAGAUCGAAGGUGAUGAUAUAGUGAACAUAUUGCUCAAAGAGCCGUUGUUGCCCAUUUCCCUUGUGUGUCUAGAAAUCAACGGUCUCUCUGAAAUGAAAUCCUCAGAAGGAAUUGGACUUCGCCACCUCUCCUCUCUAGAAACCCUUUCUUUUAAUGGUUGUCCGGGGCUUGUGUCAUUGACAGAAAAAGCCUUUCCCUCUUCGCUGAAAACACUUAGUUUUUAUGAGUGUACAAGACUAAAGUCAUUGCCAGAAAAAGCCUUUCCCUCCUUGCUGAAAACACUUUCUUUACGCAAUUGUCCAAGACUAGAGUCAUUGCCAGAAAAAGCCUUUCCCUCCUCGCUGAAAACACUUGAGUUCAGCGAUUGUCCAAGACUAGAGUCAUUGCCAGAAGACAGUCUCCCUACCUCUUUGGAAGAACUGUUCAUUGGAGGUUGCCCAUUGUUAGAAGAAAGGUAUAAAAGGAAGGAACAUUGGUCCAAAAUUGCUCACAUCCCAGUCAUACAAAUAAAUGACCAACUCACAAUAUGAGCCAUGGCCAUUGAGAAGCCAAGAGAAUGAAGAAUUUCAAUUCUGUUUCAGGUAAUUUGGUAAUUCAAUUGGGUGUGUUUGUUCUUGUGGCUGACGUAGAUUGCUAGAAGACUGAGAUGAAAUAGAGAGCUGAAUUUGGUUGCUUAAGAAGGUUAUCGCCCGUUCUCUUCUCCAACAGUGCAACCUAUUGUGUUUCUCUCAGUUUUAUCUUAAUGUACCACAUAAAUGUUUAUAUGUUUUAUUUCUGUCUUAAUCAUGUGAAGACAUUUAUGAAUUAUAUUAUUGAAUGUAACCAUUACUACAGUGAGUGUGCUUUUAACAUGACUACAGAAUUAUAUACAAUUUAAGAAGCAAUACUCCUUGCUUGCUGUUACAAACUAAUGAUAUUUUUACAUAAAAAAUCAAACAAUGGAUUACUGUUUCUAUUUCUGGUGUCGAGAUCCAUUAAUUAAUUUAGUUCUCUGUUGGUUGAAGUAUGUUUAUAUGAAUGGGCUUAUAUAGGCAUGUUGAUGCAUAGAACAACAAACAACAUUGAAAUUUGGUUGCGGUCAAAUGUGGUUAUCCUGUGUCAAAGUUUAUACUAAAAACACGGUUACUUAAUAUAAGAUCGUUUUAAAAAUUUCACAGGCAUUAAUGAUUUAUUGGUUAAAAAGUUCUUACUAAGACUAGUAUUGGUCAGGCUCGACAAAGAAAAGUCUACAUCUUAGUAGGCCCGACAUUUGGUCGAUUGUGAACCGACAUGAAAGACCACAAAGCUCAUAAUAUUUCAACUUAAUUAAAAUUGAUAUCUGCUAUAGCUAUACAAAAGGUUAUGCCAGGUGGGGCAAUAUUAGCUACUAUGUCAUGCAUUUCUCUGUGAAUUUUACCUAGAGAUGGAAAGAUAAGGAGUUGCGGGAAGUGAU